AGAGGAGAGGGGGGGAGGGUGAACGCAGACAGACAGAGAGAGAGAGAGAGAGAGAGACAGAGAGACAGACAGGAGGGAUAUGGCCCUCUUACGCGUCUCUGCAGUCAAGCUGCACGCCCUGGACUGAAGACCAUGCUGGAUAAAAGCGAAGUGUCCACUCUCAGUCUGCCACCCUCCGUGAGCCAUGGCGGGUCGGACGGGAACAUCAGCGUGGAGGCAGGGUCGGACGGGGCGGCCGGCGAGGUCCAGAGAACACGAGCGGCGCUGGAACACCUGCAGCAGAAGAUCCUGAAGAUCACCGAGCAGAUCCGUGUCGAACAGGAAGCGCGUGAUGAUAACGUGGCCGAGUAUCUCAAACUGGCCCAUAAUGCGGACAAGCAACAGGCGUCACGCAUUAAACAGGUGUUUGAGAAGAAGAACCAGAAGUCUGCGCAGACCAUUGCACACUUGCACAAGAAGCUCGAACACUAUCACAAGAAGCUCAAAGAGAUUGAGCAGAAUGGUCCUGCGCGGCAGCCCAAAGAUGUCUUGCGGGACAUGCAGCAGGGGCUGAAGGAUGUAGGCGCCAACGUGCGAGCGGGAAUCAGUGGUUUCGGAGGAGGCGUGGUGGAAGGAGUCAAGGGCGGAGUCUCGGCACUCACUCACACCGCCGUCGUCUCAAAACCCAGAGAGUUUGCCAGUCUCAUCCGCAACAAGUUCGGCAGCGCCGAUAACAUUGCCCACAUGAAGGACACUCUAGAGGACGGACACACGGAGGAGACGCCCAGAGCUCUGAGCGGCAGCGCCACGCUGGUCUCCAGCCCCAAAUACGGCAGCGACGACGAGUGCUCCAGUGCGACAUCCGGGUCAGCGGCUGGUAGCAACUCGGGCGGAGCAGGAGCAGCCAUGGGCAGUCCACGACUGGAUGGACAUCAUCAUCACCAUCAUCACCACCACUCGUCGUCUUCCUCUUGGGAUGCGCUUCUGGAAGGCCUGCAGGAGAUCAAAGUCAGUCAGGUGCAUAUGGAGGACGCCAUCGAGGACAUGAAGGCGCAGUUGCAAAGCGACUACAACUACAUGACCCAGUGCUUGCAGGAAGAGCGAUACAGAUAUGAGCGUCUGGAAGAGCAACUCAAUGACUUGACGGAACUCCAUCAAAACGAGAUGAGCAAUCUGAAGCAGGAGCUGGCCAGCAUGGAGGAGAAGGUGGCGUACCAGUCGUACGAGAGAGCGCGAGAUAUCCAGGAAGCAGUAGAGUCCUGCCUCACCCGCAUCACCAAACUGGAGUUGCAGCAGCAACAGCAGCAGGUGGUGCAGCUGGAAGGUGUGGAGAACGCUAAUGCCCGAGCUUUGCUGGGAAAACUCAUCAACGUCAUCCUGGCCCUGAUGGCGGUCCUGCUGGUGUUCGUCUCCACCAUGGCCAACUUUAUCACGCCCCUCAUGAAGACGCGCGCCCGGGUCGGCGCCACCCUCGCCCUUGCGCUCUUCCUGGUCACACUGUGGAAACACUGGGAUUGGCUUGAGCUCUGCCUGCUGCCCAGUUGAAGAACAUGAACAAAAUACACAUUCAGAACUCAGACUCUAACUGUGACGCAUCCCUCCCAUUGUACCAAAAGUGGGCGAGACCUCGAAGGAUGUAUAAGAAAGAUCCAUCCAUGGCUUCGGUAAGGAGAUACGUGGCUUGGAGAUGGUGCUGGCCUGGUCUACAUGGCUCUACAUUUCCUGUCUUUUCCUUCUGAUUGGGUUUCUUUCCUUUUUUAAACCACUGAGCUCCUUUUUGCUUUAACUAAUGAAUGUUAAGUCCAGAGGAUGGUCUUCUGCUGAUGCAUGGCUUUAAUACCAACACACGUCACAUUUCGGAUCCAAACAUCUUCAUGACUGAAGGAACUCUUUCAUGCUGACACCAAAACUGUCUCAAAUGUGUUGCGUUUUAGUUCAUUUCGUCUCUGUGGAACUCAGUGUCUGUUAUAUAUGAAGUAUCUCAUUUUAAAGGAGAAUGAACGUCAUUGUCAUUUUACUUUGUGUAUUGUUAAGUGAUAUUUGACAUAGGGCGAAAAGGCAGAAGCGUAAUGUCAGUAGUCAAGAAUCAAUACUACAUCUGUCAUCAAAACAUUUUUGUAAACACAGUUCUAGUGUAACACUCACUGUUAGCAUGAUCAUAUUUCUCAUGUUUCUACCCGUUUGCUAAAUCACAACACCACUGUAUUCUUAAUAAAUACAUUUGCAAAUA
Messenger RNA from Labeo rohita (rohu), 2209 nucleotides. RefSeq names its product transmembrane and coiled-coil domain family 2 (gene tmcc2). The record is from RefSeq and is a predicted model, not a curated record. The coding region runs from base 133 to 1524 and encodes 463 amino acids. The transcript is spliced from 5 exons. Lineage: Eukaryota; Metazoa; Chordata; Actinopteri; Cypriniformes; Cyprinidae. Gene Ontology annotation, cellular component: endomembrane system. Gene Ontology annotation, biological process: amyloid precursor protein metabolic process.